Molecule: messenger RNA, 477 nt
Organism: Malassezia japonica
Lineage: Eukaryota; Fungi; Basidiomycota; Malasseziomycetes; Malasseziales; Malasseziaceae
Gene: RPS11A
Product: ribosomal 40S subunit protein S11A
Exons: 3
Coding region: 1-477 (158 amino acids)
Biological process (GO): translation
Cellular component (GO): cytosolic small ribosomal subunit; ribosome
Molecular function (GO): structural constituent of ribosome
Source: RefSeq, a predicted model, not a curated record
AUGUCUAACGUGGAGCUCGGUGUGCAGACGGAGAAGGCUUUCCAGAAGCAGCCCCUUUUCCUUAACUCGAAGGCGGCUCGCAAGACCACCCGUACCCGCCGGUGGUACAAGGACGUCGGUCUGGGCUUCAAGACCCCCGGCGCUGCCAUCAACGGUACUUACAUUGACAAGAAGUGCCCCUGGACUGGUCUCGUCUCGAUCCGUGGCCGUCUGCUGAGCGGCAAGGUUGUCUCGACCAAGAUGACCCGCACCGUGAUCAUCCGCCGGGAGUACCUGCACUACGUCCCCAAGUACAACCGUUACGAGCGGCGCCACAAGAACCUUCCCGUGCACGUUUCGCCCGCGUUCCGUGUCGAGGUCGGUGACAUUAUCGUGGCUGGCCAGUGCCGCCCCCUGUCGAAGACCGUGCGUUUCAACACCCUCAAGGUGAUCAAGAACAAGAGCACUGAGCGCGCCAAGGCGUUCAACCGUUUCUAA